Molecule: messenger RNA, 1011 nt
Organism: Acytostelium subglobosum LB1
Lineage: Eukaryota; Evosea; Eumycetozoa; Acytosteliales; Acytosteliaceae
Exons: 4
Cellular component (GO): nucleolus
Molecular function (GO): methyltransferase activity
Source: RefSeq, a predicted model, not a curated record
AUGGAUAGGAGGAAGAAUACAAGGAAACAACCAAGAUAUAAUGUAUAUAUGGAUAAGAAACAACAACAACAGCAACAACAUGUUGUUGGAAAGUCAUCGAAUGGUACACCAAAAGAGACAUUAUUAGAGAGUUAUGAGAGAAAGAAGCAACAACAGCUAUUACAACAAGAGAUACAAAAGAAACAACAAGAGAAGAUUCAACAGGAUGACAAAGUGAAGAAGAAUCUUUGGAAUCCCAAACCAUUUGGCGAUGUAUCAAAGCCAGCAACAAUAACAACUACAACUACUUCCACUACAGAGGGUGAUAGCAAUGAUAACGAUAACAACGACAAUGACAAUGGCGGCAUGACAGAGGCUCAACAAAAGAUGAACCAGAAACUGAAAGGUAGUAGAUUCAGAUGGCUCAACGAGAUGUUAUAUACCAACGAUAGUGAGAAGGUGUUUACAGAGUUUAAGAAUGAUCCGUCACUGUUUGAACAGUAUCAUGAUGGCUUCAAGACACAAGUUGAACACUGGCCAAUCAAUCCAUUGGACAUCAUUAUUAACGAACUGAGUAAACAACCGGCUGGAAAGAUUAUUGCUGACUUUGGAUGUGGCGAGGCGAGAUUGGCAGAGACUCUAUCAAAGAGGCAUACAGUGCAUUCAUUCGACUUGGUUGCCAAGAAUGAAAGAGUUGUGGCAUGCGACGUUGCCAACGUACCACUGGCAAACAACACCGUGGACAUUGUUGUAUUCUGUCUUUCACUGAUGGGCACCAACUUCUUGGACUUUGUCGUUGAGGCCAAUCGCGUUCUAAAGGUCAAUGGUGUCAUGGUCAUUGCCGAGAUUGAAUCACGUCUUGCCGACAAGAGUGUAUUCAUCAAGGAGAUCAGCAACCUCCAAUUCAAACUACUCAACCAGAAUACCAAGAAUAAGUACUUCUUCUUAUUCAAGUUCCAGAAGCUAAAGUCAGUGGACAAGCGAAUGUACGAGAAGACCAAGUCAACGGACAACACAGACAUCCUCAAGCCA